UGUUAAUUAUUUAGCUAUUAAUUAUUACUAUUACCGACUUGCUUAUCUAAUAACUAACGAAUACCAUAAAGAGUAUCAAAUAUUUCAUAAAUAUGGUUUCAAACAGACAUACAGAACUAACAGAUUUGAAAGCAUUUAUUUAUCGCAGUGAUAACGAAAUAACAAUGAUCUUGCAGAGCUUACAAUGGAAUCGGCAGUUUUUAGUUUCUAACGCUGAAAUGAAAACUUGUACUCACGAUACUGCACACAAAAUAUCUAGCAAAAAAUCUAAGGAACAUGAAGAGCAAUGCUGGUUAAGAAUCCAGGGUUACACUCCAGAGGAAAAGUUAUUGCCAGAACCGCUGAAUUCUAAUGCCAAUGCCAUUGUUAAACUAAAUUCAAAAGAUAUUAACUUUAUCAUCGAAAAUGCUUCUAAGACUGAUCCAGAGUUUAAAAGAGGCGACGUUUGGGAUGGUCCUGCACCACUAACCUUGGAGCGUUUGCAAGCAACAUAUACAGUAGACGAACGUCGUGCAAUAUAUGAUGCUGUUGUUGCAUCAGAUCCAACCAGCCAUGACAUUUCUGAUUUAGCAUUAAACAAUGUAAAUGAGGUGAAAACUGAAAAAAAGGCAAAAUCCCGCAUUGAAAUACUUUCGGAACUGCGUGACAUGCGGCGGCGUCGCACAAAAUAUCGCGUUGCUGCUAAAACGAAGAAGUACUCAGAUGUUUUACGUGACGUCAUUAGAACUCAAAUGGAGAUGUACACUGGAAUUCCUAAUGAACAGGAAACUGUAGAAAAAACAACCCAUGCUCAUAAGAUCCUGCAUGAUGACAUCAAAAGAGAAAGGAGUUCAUCGCUCGAAAGUCUCAACAGAAACAAACAAAUGUUUUCUUAUGAAAAUAAGUCAAGAGCUUCAGGAAGUUACACUACAAAUAAAAGAUAUGAAAGCAAGGGGAACACAUACUCUUCAAGGACAAAAAAGGAUAAUGUUGAAACAUAUAGAGGAGACAAAUAUAAUGAAAGGCAUAGUAGUAGACAUAAUGUUAAAGAUAAAAGUCAUUUAAAUUUGGAUAAUAGAAGAAAUAAUUUGAGAGAACAUGAGAGGAAUAGAUAUCGAGACAAAUUACAUGACAGUAAUAAACAUGAUUAUUAUAAAAGAGAAAAUAAGCACAAAAGAGGUAUGAAUGGUGAUGAAUCAAGAUGCAGAGAUGAAUCAAGAAAACCUAAGAAUAUUAGACAUAUUAAUAAUUUUAGACAAGAAUAUAAGAAUCACUAUGAGAAUACCUAUGCUGCGGGAAUACAUCAAACAAAGAUCAAAGCGGAACAUAAAAGUAAUGAGGAUAAAUAUGCAACCGGUUAUAACAGAACCUUAAAAAUUAACCCCAUUAAGAUAAAGGUUGAAAAGGAAUAAUCUAUGUUGAUUGUGAAAUUUGAAAAUAAAUACAACAAUUUUCA
Messenger RNA from Pieris rapae (cabbage white), 1435 nucleotides. RefSeq names its product U11/U12 small nuclear ribonucleoprotein 48 kDa protein. Bases 93 to 1391 code for a protein of 432 amino acids. NCBI's taxonomy places the organism in Eukaryota, Metazoa, Arthropoda, Insecta, Lepidoptera, Pieridae. The transcript is spliced from 6 exons. The record is from RefSeq and is a predicted model, not a curated record.